Molecule: messenger RNA, 2056 nt
Organism: Glycine soja
Lineage: Eukaryota; Viridiplantae; Streptophyta; Magnoliopsida; Fabales; Fabaceae
Product: myb-like protein X
Exons: 11
Coding region: 233-1696 (487 amino acids)
Biological process (GO): chromatin organization; regulation of double-strand break repair
Cellular component (GO): nucleus
Molecular function (GO): DNA binding; histone binding
Source: RefSeq, a predicted model, not a curated record
UGGAGAAAAUAAGGGAAAGGAGUGUGAGAAACCGCUGAGAAAAUUGGCAUGAAAUUUGAAACACUAGUGGUGAGCGCGCUUCAUCUUUUUACAUUCCCUCCAUUUUCAUUUCACGAUUUCCUCCCUAUCACAAUCAUAAUGACUAAAAGCCUCCUCUCUUCUUCUUCUGCUUAGGAUUUUACUCUCUUCGCAAAUUCAUUUUCUACAUUCCCCUCUCUCUCGAAUCUCAACAAUGCCUUCCGAAACCCUAGAAAACCAGAAACCUCAAGUGGAAGACCAACAAGACCUAGCUGAAGACAGCCACACAGAGCAAGAAGAUAAUUCGGAGAUGAAGGAGAUUGAUGGCAAAGGCGAAGAAGAGAAGGAGAAAGAGGAAGAGGUAGAAGGCGAUGAAGAAAAUGAGGAGAAGGAGGAACGUGACGAGCUGAAGUCAAAAAAGUCAACGAAAGAAAGCGCUUUCGCUACUCCAGGAAGUGAGAGACCAACUAGGGAGAGGAAAACGGUGGAGAGGUACACUGUUUCUUCGCCCGACAAGUUUCCCAGAUCUUCUUCCAUCAAAGCUCUCUCAAUUGAAAAGGGCAGCGGUACACAGCUCAUGGACAUUCCUAAUGUGGCUUUCACGUUAUCAAAGAGAAAAGCUGAUGACAACUUGCGUGCACUUCAUAGUAUAUUGUUUGGGAAAAAAGCAAAGGCACACCAUCUAAAGAGAAAUAUAGGAUUGUUUUCUGGCUAUGUGUGGACUGAAAAUGAGGAAAAACAGAGGGCAAAGAUAAGGGAGAAGAUUGACAAAUGUGUGAAAGAAAAGUUGGUGGACUUCUGUAAUGUGCUUAAUAUUCCGAUAACUAAGACCAGUAUGAAGAAGGAGGAACUGUCUGCAAAGUUGUUAGAAUUUUUGGAGUCCCCACAUGCUACAACUGAUGUUCUGCUUGCUGAUAAGGAAAAGAAAGGCAAAAAGCGAGCCAGAAAGCAAACCCCAAGCAAAUCCCCUGCUAAGAAGCAAAAGCAAAAUUCACAAGUUGGGAAAAAGCAAAAGCAAUCUUCUGACAUCGAGGACAGUGAUGCAGCUGAACCUUCAGAUGCAAAAGUUGAUUCCCGGGAAGAUGAUGAUUCAAGUCAAAAAAGUGAAGGUGGUAAUAAGGAAAGCAUAUCAGAGAAAGAGGAAGAUAAAGAAAAGGUUCACAAACGUUCUUCAAAAAAGAUUCUGAAGGAGGAUCAAACCACACCUGUAAAGAAGACCACUGGUGUAAAGACUGCCAAGAGCAAUGAAAACACUUCUAAAAAAUCUACUUCAAAAAGGGCUGUUACUGACAGUACUUCUAAGUCCAAGAAACAGAAAUCAGUGAAGGAAAACCUGAACUCGAAAAGGAAGGAUGCAAACAAAAAACAAACUGACAAGUCUUUGAAGGCUUUAUUGAAGGAUCAAGGCAAAGAUAAAAGUAGUGAGAAGGCCAAAGCAGAACCUAGUAAGGAGGAGUUGCAUCGAGUGGCUGUUGAUAUUUUGAAGGAAGUAGAUUUCAAUAAGGCAACUUUAUCUGACAUCCUCAGGCAACUUGGUACUCACUUUGACGUGGAUUUAAUGCCUAGAAAAGCAGAGGUGAAGGAUAUAAUUACAGAUGUAAUUAAUAACAUGUCUGAUGAUGAUAGAGAGGAAGCUGAAAAUGUUGGGGAUGAUGAUGCAGAUGAAGAUGAUGCUUGAUUGUAGAAUUAUAUAUGGGUAAAUAAUCUUAGGCUAUUGCAGAAAUUAGAUGCAUGUGUUUCAUUCCACAACUAUAUUUUCUCACCAUGAUUCUCGCAAUAAUAGGUUUCAAUGAAUAUUUGGUUUGUGUUGUGACCUUUUUCCCUGAUAGGUAUUCUCAACUUCGUUGUAAUUCCAUUUAGAUUUAACUCCUUUCACCGUAUUAUUAGUGCGACCUUAAUUUUAUUUCUUAUACUGAAUAGGUUUAUUCACCUGCCUGUAAACAAUAUUGCCAUUUAGAUUAUCAUUUUUUUUUCAAUAGGUAGAACUAGAUUAUGAAUCUUUAAAAGAUGAGAUUGUUAUGAAUUGCAAUGGCUUUCC